UCACGACCAAAGUCCAAAACAGCACACGUGCAGCAGUGCUCACUGCUCAGUGUAUGUUCAGUUUGGUGCAGUGUACAGUACAUAAACAUAUCGUUUCGUUAAUCGCCACUUGAAUUAUAGUGUCAAACAAGUUUACCUCGCUAUGAAGGAUAAAAAGAUUAGCAAGCUUGUUGCUGAUUCAGCAGCGUUCAUCAGAAAUGCGCAAAUGCAGGAUAUUGCUGAUGUCGUUUACACGGUUAGGGAUGUCGUUGACGAAAUUAGAGAUCAAGCUACAAAGCAGAGACUCAGAGUUUUACCUUAUGAAAUAAAAAUGAUGGAACCAUCACCAGACGCCAUUGUGAAAGUGACUGAAUUUGCAAAAAAGACUGGUGAUUAUGCUACUUUGUCAGCUACAGACAUAAAAGUCUUGGCAUUGACAUACCAAUUGGAGGUAGAAUCUAAUGGCUGUGAACACCUCAAAAGUGAACCAACUAUUAAAAAAACUAUAGUUGUGGGACCCAGACCCCCUGGUCCUGAUAAAGUUGAGACAUUGGCAGGCUUUUACAUGCCAAAGUCAGGAGCAAAAUCAGAAGGUGAAGUAGAUAAGCUGUCUGAGCAAUUGGCAGAAGUAGCAGUCAAAGCCAAUGACACAGAAGUGGCAGUAGAAGCCAAUGACAUCAGCAAAGAAGAAUUGCAGCCAGCAAAACAGCAGGAUGCAAUCGAAGGCACAAACAAUGGUUCUGGUCAAGGGGAGGAAGAAGAGGAAGGAUAUGACAGUGAAGACGACUUUAAUGAUGAGGAAAACGGUGAUACAGUUGAUGAUGAAGAAGAAGAUGACGACGAAGACGACGACGGUGGUUGGAUUACCCCUGGAAAUAUCCAGCAAGUUAAGCACAGUAUGGUCGGAAAUACUGAAACGGUCCAACUUGAUGUUGCUUGCUUGACAACGGAUUUUGCCAUGCAGAACGUCUUGAUGCAAAUGGGUCUACAUGUAGUGUCGCUUGAGGGUCGCUUAAUCCAUGAAGCACGAACCUAUAUCCUUCGUUGUUAUGCAUGUUUCCGGACGACUAGCAACGUAACUAAAGUUUUUUGCCCCAAAUGCGGAAAUCAGACAUUGAAAAAAGUGGCUGUUAGUUUAAAUGAAGAUGGUACAUUGCAGAUCCACAUUUCCAGCAGAAAGAAGCUAACAGCUCGUGGCAAGAAAUUUUCAUUGCCGAUGCCAAAAGGGGGUAAAUACGCGUGCAAUCCGAUCCUUGUGGAAGAUCAACGAGAAGCUCAGCAACGAGCUACACGUUUGGGCCGUACCAAAACGAAUGCGUUGGAUCCUGACUACGUUGCAGGAAAUUCCCCUUUUGCUAUCAACGACGUUUAUUCGCGGGCAGCCCAACUUGGACGAACGGGUCGUGCAUCUAACAACUUUAAAAAUCGGCGAAACCCGGCUGAAUUUCGUAAAAAAAAACGUUGAUAAAGCUUCUAAACUUGAUGAAAUUUAAUUGCCAAUCGGCAGUGUUCGAAAUAAAGGUUAACAAAUAACUACUAAA
Messenger RNA from Daphnia magna, 1520 nucleotides. RefSeq names its product RNA-binding protein NOB1. The record is from RefSeq and is a predicted model, not a curated record. The transcript has 7 exons. Gene Ontology annotation, biological process: maturation of SSU-rRNA; ribosomal small subunit biogenesis. Bases 143 to 1444 code for a protein of 433 amino acids. Lineage: Eukaryota; Metazoa; Arthropoda; Branchiopoda; Diplostraca; Daphniidae. Gene Ontology annotation, molecular function: RNA endonuclease activity. Gene Ontology annotation, cellular component: preribosome, small subunit precursor.